UAAAUUCACUUGUCAUUGUCAAAUUGUCUACAGUGCAUAUCUUAAACAGUUGCUGCUUAUGAGGUUUCAUAGCCCAUUGAGUUAUUGAAACCAUCUAUGAUCCGUUUUAUCAUCUUUCUGCUUAGUUUAAUUCUCUGAAAAAAAGAACUACCAAAGAAAAAUUAAAAAUAAAGCAACAUUUUUGGCCAAAUAGCUCAAACCGUUACUAUGAAGGCCAGCAAUUUUUUGCUGUUCAUCAUUUUUGCAAUGAGUCACUUUGGGUUGCUCAUGCGUUUUACUCAGGCAAAGCUGCCCCAACAAGAAGUUGAUGCUCUUGAAGAAAUAGCAAGUACAAUGGGUGCAAAGUAUUGGAAGUUUAUUAAUGAUGAUUCUUGUCAAAUUGAAAUGGUUGGUGUUGCGGAAAACCGACCAACGGGAGCUGAGAGUAGCAUUUCUUGUAAUUGCACCUCGGCGAUAAACACUUGUCACGUCGUAAGCAUAGAACUGAAGCGUCUUAAUCUUCCUGGCGUGCUUCCACCUCAACUGGUUAAACUUCCUUUCCUUGAGAAAAUUGAUUUUGCAUAUAACUACUUGAGUGGUACAAUACCACCAGAAUGGGCUUCACUACGUUUAACUAACAUCUCUCUUCUUGUUAACCGCUUAUCGGGGAAGAUUCCUAAGGAGUUGGGAAAUAUUACUAGUCUCACGUAUCUGUGUCUGGAAGCAAACCAAUUCUUUGGCAGUCUUCCUCCUGAACUUGGGAACCUGAUCAACCUUCAAACUUUGAUGCUUUCCUCAAAUAAUUUGACUGGAACCCUACCAAUGACAUUUACUAAGCUGGGAAAUUUAACAGAUUUGUUAGUAGUUAUUAUGUAUAUGAUUUCCUUUAUGGUCAGUAUACUUGUCUCACUUGUGCAUUUUGUUAUUGAAUGCAGUAGGAUAAAUGAUAAUAACUUAAAUGGACGCAUUCCGGUUCUCAUACAGAAUUGGAAACAACUUCAAAGAUUAGAAUUGCAUGCGAGUGGAUUUGAGGGGCCCAUCCCAUCACAGAUAUCCCUUUUGGUUGAAUUAACUGAGCUGAGAAUUAGCGACAUAAGUGGGCCUGAGCAGAACUUUCCUACGUUGAAUGGCACAACAGGCUUAGUUAGAUUAGUCUUGAGAAACUGCAACAUAUCAGGGAAGAUCCCUUCAUACAUCUGGACAAGGAAGAGUUUGGAACUACUGGAUUUGAGUUUUAACAAUUUAGAAGGGGAAAUUUCAGAGACAAUGAUGAUGAAGCAUAUAAGAUUCAUCUUUUUAACUGGAAAUCAACUAAGUGGAAAUGUAACAAAAGAUUUCUUGAAGGAUGGAACUAGCGUAGAUCUUUCAUACAAUAACUUCACGUGGCAAGGACCUGAUGAAUAUACUUGUCUGGAAAGCAGGAAUCUAAACCUGAAUCUGUUCCGAAGCUCUUCCUCUUGGAACACCUCAAGAGGCCUUCCCUGCUUGAAGGAUUCUAACUGUCGACGAUAUUCAACUUGUUGGCAUGUUAAUAGUGGUGGAAAGGAUGUUAAUGUCAAGAACAAUAACAAUAACAAAGAACUUUUAUACGAGGGAGAUGGAGAUGUGGAAGGUGGCACUGCAAAAUUAUUUUUAAAUGAAAAGAAUGACUGGGGAUUUAGUAGUACUGGAGACUUCCUGGAUGAUAAUGAUUUCCAAAAUAAAUUUUAUGUUGCAAAUCUGCCGUCAUCAAAUAUGUCUGAGCUAUAUAAAUCAGCCCGCAUAGCGCCAAUUUCACUCACUUAUUUUCAUCAUUGCUUGGAAAAUGGGAACUACACAGUGAAUCUCCAUUUUGCGGAGAUACAGUUUACAAAUGGACAAACAUAUGAAAGUCUUGGGAGGCGUAUUUUUGACAUCUAUGUUCAGGAAAAGUUAAUGUUGAAAGAUUUCAAUAUUGUACAUGAGGCAGGGGGUGCACAGAAGCCGAGAGUGAUACCUUUAAAUAGUGUUAGUGUGACAGAUAAUGUGUUGGAGAUUCGAUUUUAUUUUGCUGGAAAAGGGACAACAAGGAUUCCUGAAAGAUCAGUAUACGGGCCUUUGAUAUCUGCUAUAUCUGUCGUUUCUAAUUCUAAGCACUGUUCCAAUGGUGGAAACAAUGAAACAACUUCUAUCAUUGUUGGGGUUGUUAUAGGAGCAUUAUGCCUGAUCUUUAUUGUACUAGGGAUCCUUUGCUGGAAAGGCUAUUUCAAAGGAAGAAGUAAGGGAAAUAAAGAUCUUAAAGGACUGGAAAUGCAGACAGGAAUUUUUACCUUGAAACAAAUAAAGGCUGCCACCAGCGACUUUGACUAUGCCAAUAAGAUUGGAGAGGGUGGUUUUGGACCUGUGUACAAGGGACAAUUACCAGAUGGAACUGCUAUUGCCGUUAAGCAGCUUUCAUCUAGAUCAAGGCAGGGCAAUCGUGAAUUCUUAAAUGAGAUAGGCAUGAUCUCUUGUCUGCAGCAUCCAAAUCUUGUGAAACUCCAUGGAUGUUGUAUUGAAGCCGAUCAGUUGAUGUUGGUUUAUGAGUACAUGGAAAAUAAUAGCCUUGCACGUGCAUUAUUUGAUUCAAGAUUUCAGAUUCCAUUGAACUGGUCAACAAGGCAUAAAAUUUGUAUUGGGAUAGCGAGGGGUCUAGCUUUUCUUCAUGAAGAAUCUAGACUAAAAAUUGUCCACAGAGACAUCAAAGCUACCAAUGUGCUGCUAGAUGGGGACUUAAAUCCAAAGAUAUCUGAUUUUGGAUUGGCUCGGCUUGAUGAAGAGGAAAAGACUCACAUCAGCACCAAAAUUGCCGGGACUAUUGGAUAUAUGGCACCAGAAUAUGCGUUAUGGGGUCAUCUCACCUACAAAGCAGAUGUUUACAGUUUUGGAGUUGUGGUCUUGGAAAUUGUUAGCGGGGAGAACAAUAAUAACUAUAUCCCAAGCAAUGAUUACGUUUGUCUUUUAGAUUGGGCCUGUCAUUUACAACAGAGUGGAAACCUUAUGGAGUUGGUGGAUGAGAAAUUAGGCUUUGAGGUAGACAAAAAGCAAGCCGAAACUACGAUUAGAGUAGCUCUCCUGUGCACUCAUGCAGCUGCUUCACUUCGGCCUACAAUGUCUGAAGUGGUGAACAUGCUUCAAGAACGAAUGACAGUUCCUGAAGUGGUCUCAGAGCCAAGCAACUAUGGUAGUGAUUUAAGAUUCAAGGCUAUUAGAGACCUCCAUAAGCACAGGAAAGAUGAAAGUUCCAGUGUAAGCCAUACCAAGAGUUUGACCACAGUUAUGUUCCACUCGUCCUCAUCAGAUGACAAUGGUCCCUCUGGAUUAACCCCACAAUCUAUGGUGCCAUGAUGGUGUUGAGCAUUCUUUAUUUUUGUACAAUUUUUCACUUGUGAACCUAUAAGCAGUUGUAGGGUAAGAGAAGAAUUGUUCUCUUUUACUUCAUCCUUGAAAUUUUAGUGGGUGCUUUUUUUCCCCUGUAAAUAAUGGAGUACUCCUCUUCAAACUAUGGAUCCAGUUAGUUUUGUUUAAGAUGUAUUUUCCAACGUUACAAUGUACAUACAUAUUUUUAAUGGAUUCCCAGUGAAACUCCU
Humulus lupulus (European hop) is the source of this 3566-nucleotide messenger RNA. RefSeq names its product probable LRR receptor-like serine/threonine-protein kinase RFK1. Gene Ontology annotation, biological process: protein phosphorylation. Gene Ontology annotation, molecular function: protein kinase activity; protein binding; ATP binding. The transcript is spliced from 23 exons. The record is from RefSeq and is a predicted model, not a curated record. Lineage: Eukaryota; Viridiplantae; Streptophyta; Magnoliopsida; Rosales; Cannabaceae. Bases 208 to 3324 code for a protein of 1038 amino acids.